Dreissena polymorpha is the source of this 3295-nucleotide messenger RNA. RefSeq lists its product as uncharacterized. Gene Ontology annotation, biological process: positive regulation of DNA-templated transcription. Gene Ontology annotation, molecular function: zinc ion binding; ubiquitin-protein transferase activity. The transcript has 3 exons. Lineage: Eukaryota; Metazoa; Mollusca; Bivalvia; Myida; Dreissenidae. The record is from RefSeq and is a predicted model, not a curated record. Gene Ontology annotation, cellular component: chromatin; nucleoplasm. The coding region runs from base 113 to 1786 and encodes 557 amino acids.
UGUAACGGAUACUAAUGGGAAAACUUUCAAUCUUGGUUUUGUAAGACUGAUAUCUGGUAGCUAACACAUUAAAGCAUAGUUGUAGUGUGUCAAGCUAAAACUCGUUAGCAAGAUGGCGGAUGGAAUUAAUACAUGUACUCCGUCGUUUCGUUAUGGAUCUGACAUUGUUAUGGACUAUAGUUGCUAUGUGUGCGAGCAGAACGGACUCCAAAAGGAGGCCGCUCAUUUCUGUGAACAGUGUUCGAAGUUUUAUUGUGACACUUGCCCAAUACUACACGACCAGAUGUUUAAGACGCAUUGCUUGCUUGGUCGGGAAGAGAUUCAGAGAUGGCCCGUUGCCAAAGCAACAGAAGAUGCCCUAACACGAUGUCAGGAGCACAACAACGAAACUUUAACCUUGUUCUGCGAGGAUCACACGGAACUGUUAUGUCUCAAAUGUGUGACAGAAAACCACAGGCAAUGCAGCAGCGUCAAGCUUAUUACCGACGUUGCUGAUGAUUCAGUACCUACUAACUUGUCGGAUAUAACUUAUAGCAUUGUAACUAUGAUUCAACAGAUAAACACACUGCAAAAGGACAGAGUGGCCAAUGUACAAACAUUACAAAGUUCAUAUGAAAACAUACUUGGUGAACUAGUAAGCUUUCGGCAGAAAAUAAAUGAUGUCUUGGACAAGUUGGAAAAGAACACAAUUGCGAAACGUGACCUUUUACAUAAAGGGCUGUAUCAAUCCAUACAAAGUGAUAUAAACAAAUGUAUAAAACAAACUGGUGCUAUUAAAUCUCUGGGUGAUGUUUUGCAGGAAAUUGGACAGAAAGAUGCGAGAUUGUCAUAUAUAGCCAAACAAAAAUGCUCACGCGAAUUAUUUGCGUCAAAUGAACUGGUAAAGGAGUUACGCGAAGUACAUAUUUAUUCAAUGAAAUUAGAUUUUCGUCAAGAUAUCCUUCACUUCUUAUCUUCAUUAUGCAGCCUAGGCGUACUAUCCCAAUACAACCCAAACGAUAUUAUUCACUCAAGUUCGAACGCAACAACCAUCACUACGAAAGUACAGGAAGACGCUAACGAUUGUUCUAUAAGAGGAAUAAGUGUGUGUGCUGAUGAUACCAUAGUGGUUAUUGACCGCGAUAAUAAACGAAUUAAACUGCUGGAUAAGGCAUUUAAUGUUAUAUGUUAUCUAGACAUGCCAAUUUUUGCGUACGACUUAAGCCAGGUUAGUCUCGAUGAAGUUGUAGUUACCAUCGAUAACGAUGAUAUCCAUGGGGUAGAAUUCUAUUUAAUCAAGAACGGAUCUAUCUCCAAAAAGAUGACUUUAUAUUUACCCCACCGUUGCCGUGGCGUAACACACAGCAUGGGCUUCCUGUACAUCACUUCGGGUACCGCUCUGUAUCAAUACUCAAUGACUGGACAACUGCUGAAGAAACUAUAUGAAGACACAUCAGGGGAAUUUACAGUUUACAAGACUGCAGUAUGUGCGGGUAAAAUUUACGUAGCAAAUUUUCCACACCAUAAGCUGAUCACACUUGCUAUGGACGGGACCCUGCUAUCAAUAUUUACAGAUCCAGAUCUAGAGGAGCCCAAGAGCGUACAUGUUACAUUAUCGGGCCAAGUUUUGGUGUGCGGCUCUAUGUCUAACACGAUCUUGCAGAUAGAUGGCGAUGGACAGAGAAAGCAAGCAACCGUGGCAACUAGCGAUAAUGGUGUUAAGCAGCCAUGGUGCCUGUAUUUAAACAGUGCUUCUAAGAAACUUAUGAUUGGCCAGCACAAUAUACUGGCUUUACAUCUUUCGUGAACAAAACUCUGAAUGAUAAACAGGACACGAGAGUGCAUACAUUUGAAACAAAAUAUAACGUAUAAGUACUUGGUAUACCCUUGCAACUAUUGUCAGAAAGGUAUAGAUGCAUCCUUGUUAACUUGAAAUACUGGUUGAUAUGAAGAUAUAGUUAAAAUGUGAAACACAAAAUAACUCAACGAUUACUUUUUAACGGUUGGUAUAUAUUCAAUUCGAUGAAGGUUUUGAAUAACGUGGUGUAAUUCAUUUAUGUGACUAAUGUUAUUUUGUAUAUUCAGGAUGCAGAAUCAACGGGGUUUUCAGGGGUUUACACACGGGCUGGACAGAAUGUAAUCACGCCGUUAAGAACUGUAGUUUUGCAAAUACCUCAAGUUAUUUAAAUACUUCGCAAAAAUCUAUAGUGCAUAAAAGAAAGGUUUUCUUGCAGUUUGUGCCGAUGUCAUAAGUUAUAAGAAUAAAUCCUUGAAUACUUCUGAAAUCGGUUACAAAAUUUCACGUUGCGUGACACAUAUCAUGUACAAUGAAUGCAGGAAAAAUUGAUUCUUUUUUAACAAGAACACAUGCUUAUUAAAUAUAAUAACCGUCGUUUAAAUCCGUAAAAGUUAAAAGAUGGAACCUCAAAAAGUCACUUGAUCUUGCACCCUGACAUUGUCUUCGACUGUUUUUUUCGUUUUUUUUUUCUUUUUUGUUAAACAGUUUAUGUACCGUAUUUCUUAUUUCAAUGUGUCAAAAAUGUAUAAAUAUGUUUAAAUUUAAUUUUGUAAUGUUUUUAUUUAAGAAUUUAAUUGCAUUUUUCUGCAUCUGUAUGAACUGUCUGGGCAAUUUCACCUCAUUUGAAAAACGCCGCUUGAUGUUUUGCACAAUUUUGGCGUAAUUUUCAUGACAUUUCAUGCACCGAUAAAAGGAAAAAAGAAUAUUAAAUUCUUGGUUAUUUCAACAUAAACACGAUACUCGUAUUUACAAUGUGUAAAUUUUACAACCAAAUGUGUUACAUGGGCUACCUGUAGUACAGGCUGUACAUCACUUAUUGUGAGUUCUCUCCCUUUAAUGAUUGGAGAAAAGAUUGUUGUCACUUAAAUGUAUGGGAGUUUGGUGAUUGCCGUCCCUUUAGUUAAGUAGAGAGAAGGAAGUCCUUUCAAUGGAAUGUAUGAUAUUGAAAUGAGUAUUCUCCCUUAUAUGCGUGCCAGCGAGGUUAGUGAACUCUUUUUAAUCUAUAGAAGUGACGUUACGUUUAUUAUUGCGUGACGUUUAACUUGUUCAUCUGAUCAUGAAGUGUUUAUUGUUUGAAAUCUAAGUAAAGGCAAUCUGACGCCGCAAAGUAAAUGCUUCAAACAACAUCUGCAACACUGUUUGGCAAAUUACGAUUAAGCUAGAUAGAAAUGUUCAUUGAAUAAGAUUUAGGAAAAAGAUUUAACGAAUUUCAUUUCAUUUGCAUGAACCAUUGUCUCCUGAUUGAGUGUUCAAACUAUUGCACCCGAGUCAAUGUUGGCCACUCAUAGGAGAUUGUCA